AUGACCACCACCAUCCACGACCGCAACAGCGAAAUAAUCGGCGACAUCGACGAUCAGCUCACCUCAAUAUUCCUCCAAAACGCGCAAGUGUACUACGACGAUGACUCCGGCAUCCCACGCGUACCAGCAGACCAGCUCCUCAACAUCAUUGCAGCAUAUUCCGAAACUUAUGGCGUGAAGCUCAUGUCAGACAAUGAAUACCAGGCCUUGUCGACGCUACUCACCAACAAUCCCAAUCUCGCCGUAUCGCCUGAGAUUCUUGCCCAUUUCGUAGCGGAACGUGCACCUCAAGUGUCAGAAUCACCGGAACGGCCGGGAAGCAGACCACCCUCUCGAGGACCACCACAAACGCCACUGUCAGGCAAGGGGCCUUCUGUUUUUGAAACCUCUCGUCGGCAGCGUUCGACUCCCCUUGACUCACAAGGACCCCCUUCAAGCUGGGCUAAACGACCUCCACCGUCGCGACGGAAGAGCGAUGCCGGGAGUCGCAGUGACUCCGAAUCAUACACGUCGCCACCCAAUGCCUACGGACGUUCACGAGCACCUUCGAAUCCCGUUUCCCCGUCAACAAUGUUCACGUCUCUCGGUUCACCGACGUUCUCGCAAACACCAUCUCGGCCCCAUUCGCGGCAGUCCCACUCUAUGAUUGGAUCUCCCGAGCUUAUACAAGAGUCACAUAUGCAAUCAUUGGGGCUCUUUGGGUCGGAGGUGGAUCUUGAUAGCGACGAGGAAGAAGUACAUUUAGGUCUGAUUCACGACCGCGGGGCCUCGGCGUCUACAUUGUCAUUGCUAGAGCAAGCCGAUCACGAUACGCUCCAGCGCGAAAACAACGAGCUGAAGAAGAAGCUGUUGGAAGCAGAGUCAACCUUACAGAACCGCUUGGUCGAACAUGACAUGGAAUUAGAGGAGCUUCAGGCUAAGUUGGACGAGAUGAGAAGUGAACUAAAUGCUGCUAAACGUGAGGAGAAGGAAUUACGUUCCAAAGAGCGGCAAAACUCUACGCAAAUUGCGAUCCUUGAAUCCGAAAUCUCCAAAGUCAGUGAUCAACUCAGGAAUGCUAAGGACACGUACUCUUCCCUCCAGCGGCAAUAUCAAGAGCAAUGCUCGGCGUCCGAGCGGUACAGAGAUGACCUCCGCAAACGUGAAGAGACUAUACGUAACUUGAAAGAUGCUGUCGGCCUACAUGAGCACGAUACCUCUAAAUGGGCGCGGGAGCAGCAGCACUACGAGGAACGGAUAUCUCAGCUAGACGCCGAGCUCACCAUCGCCAAUCAGUUGCAAGCCGAACUCGACGCUCAGAAGCAGGAGAACAUGACGCUGAAGGAGACUAUUGAUCGGCUUCACUUUGAGUUGGACGAGCAACGGAAUGUUACCAUUCAGGGUGCGACCAUUGGAGCUAGCAACAGCGCGCCUGGAACUUUGAGUAAGAGUUUGGGUGCGGAGUUGGCGAAGAAUGGAUGGGGUGAUGAGGAGGAGGAAGAAGUACAUGUCCACCACGGUGAAAGCAGCGGCGACGUUAGCUUUGACCUCGAUAGCGAUAGCACCGACGAAGAGGGUUUCAUUGAGACAAUUGUGACGAGAAGAAGGAAAGUGGCGAGCCGAGCUAACAAGCUUGAUUCGCAUACAUUUGAGGAGGUCAAGGAAUAUUCUGAUGCCUUCACACAAUACGAAUCCUCCGAAUUCACUUCCUCCUGUACGACUCAGACCGACCCCGAACCUGUUAUACGUAGGACAUCGUUCAGCAUACAGACCGAAGAGGCUCCCAGUCGCGCUUUCGCUAUCCAAACAGAGCCACAGCCAGAACCCAUGCCCGAGCCCCCCAAAGUCACCUUCGACAUCGACAUCCAGACGGAUUAUCUUGAAGAAGUAUUAACGCCUUCUGCUAUUGAGGUAGAAGAACCUGUCGCUUCUACAUCGUCCUCGUCAUCUUCAUCGAAUUCCACCGCCACACCUUCGACGCCUAAGGCCAAUAUGCUGGGACUGGACGGGAUGAUUGACGAACCACCUGCAUAUACACAAGUUCCUGGGCAAGAGCAGGAAUGGCAUGUCGGUGAUGCUCUCAGGAAGUGGCAUCCUGGACUGUCGAGCUCGGAGAAUAUCGCGCUUCCCGGACGUGUCUCUCUAGAAGCCAUCGAGGAAUGGAAAGCCCUCAAAGAGGAGCUGGGUAUUGACUGCCUUGUCAUUGAUAAAUUGCUGGCGUCCGCUGAGCGUGCUUCUCCCCGACCUUCGCAGACCCCGCCAGAUGGCAAACCAAUACGACGAGGAAAAUUCUACAACAUAUACAACACGUAUGUGUAUGGUCAGUCGUCGUCCCUGAACACUUUCUUCACGAUGUUCGGCGUGUCUGCCAUAGCGUUCCUCGCUGGUAUAUACAUCAACUCGCCGCCCCAAUACACGACACCCGGUCAGUUUGGUGCUUAUGAUCGCGCGUUGUGGAAGACGUUCAACUCGAUGUCACCUGCUGGAGAAGGGUUUGCACUGCCAGCUGAUGGGACUUCCGCUGUGUGGAGUAUCCUGGGCCGUGUUGGAGGAGGUGCCGCCCGAAUUGCAAGGGGAUGGCCGACGUAG
This is a messenger RNA of Pleurotus ostreatus (oyster mushroom), 2568 nucleotides long. RefSeq lists its product as uncharacterized. The record is from RefSeq and is a predicted model, not a curated record. The transcript is spliced from 3 exons. The coding region runs from base 1 to 2568 and encodes 855 amino acids. Lineage: Eukaryota; Fungi; Basidiomycota; Agaricomycetes; Agaricales; Pleurotaceae.